UAUAUUUGGCAAGUAAAUUUAAAUGAUUUAAAAAGUCGAACUUUGUUACGUUUAACAACGUUUAUGUUUCCAUUUAGAGAGAUAUAUAUAUGUAAAUUCUUGCGGUUAAACGCAUGUAUGCGUGUCAAUGCCAUUAGUUUAUUAAUGCGUCUGUCGGACCAGAUGAGACGUCGAUUAUCACGCGACUUCCACACAGGAAACGUUCGGAACUCGCUGAUCAAACGCAGAAACCAAGAAAAUAACAUGUCUGCCGCGAAGGAGAAACGAGUUAGGCCGAGCAAACCGCAAUACAUUUAUGCUUUACGAAAAGGACCUUCUUCAAACGUAGGAUUACAUGCGAAGUUCUGCGGACUUAUAUAAGUAGACAGGUGCAUUUUUGCUUCCCUUUGAAUCCGCGGUUACACUCGGCAAUUUAAUCAACCGACAGAUUUUCUCGUUUUUGCGACGCGGUUUUUGUUACGAAACGGACAAUAUCGUAAUCAGUUUUGAUAUUUGAAACGUGUUUUUGCAAUUUGCACUCAUAUUAUUUUUACAUUGUUCUGCGUUUGAUAAUAUUAUAUUUAGCAUCAGUUUUUUUGCUAUUAUGUCCUAGUAUUACAUUUUAUUCCCGGAGAAUCGGAGAUGCGAUAUUAUUAUUAUUUCGUUCUCGAAACUUGUAUUCGUUAUUAGAGAAGGCAGAUGCCGUUGUUGGGUGUCGAGUUCCACCAACUAGUCUGAUCUCGUUCUCUACUAAAUGUCAAGGUCCUUAAAUGUUCCGAGCGGAACUUCCGAUUUGGAAAUUUGAUAAGCGCGGAAGUAGGUCGCUCCGAUAGUUCAAACUAUCAUUCUCGCGUAACGAGACCUUCGAGGUUUACUUAUUUGCAAGCGAGACUCUUAAGAACAUUAUGCAACGAAGAAUCUCUCGUGAGAAAUAGAAUACUAUUAACCUUCGUGCUCAAUGAGAUUACGGUGAUCUUAUUUCACAAACGCGAACAAACAGGAAAUAACAUCUAAAUAAGGUUUUUAUUCAAAGGUUUAUUUUUUUAAAUAACAGAUAUUUUUUAUUAUCGACCCCUUACAUUUUUUUUCAAAAUCUUCAGAAUAAUUCUUGCGUAAUUCUUGUGUAAUCUUACUUGCGAAACGCAAGCAAAUCAAAUUCGCCUUUUUACGAUUUUAAAGGAAAGUAUAAAACACUCAUCGUCUAAUUAUCUUAAAAAAUGAUGAAUAAAAUUGAUAUUAUGUCGAAUUAAUGUCCUAUAAAUAUAAGAAAAAAAAACUGGAGAACGAUUCUUGAUAAGACAUUAAGUCGACCGCCAAGAGCGAAUAUAAAGCACCGUGCAGAUUCGAAAAUUCUGAGACGAUUUUGAGAGACACUGCGUAUCUGUGCCGAGCGCCACGCGACCGGGUCGUCCGGUCGGGCCGGGUGCCGGGUGUUGUUGAAAUCAACGUGGUGGGGUUCCUUCGACGAGCCUACGAUCGGAGCCUUAUGCCUUCAGUCGACUCUCGGCUCUCACUGCGACUCGAGCUGGCUGAGAUUCCGUUAAUUGAGUAUCGAGCAGCCCGAAAACGUGCCUGGACGCUUCAGGUGCGGGGCCAUCCGUCGCAUCGACGAGGAGAAACAGUAAUAAUAAUAAUAAUAAGCAGCGCAACGGAGAAAGAAGAAAAGGAGGAAGAGCAGAUCUCCUUGUUAUUUCUCGAUUACGUCACACGUUCAGGGAAGUAACCUGCGUGGGAUUCGAUCGGAUCUCGCCGAAGAUAAAGCCACAUAGAGGAGGUUUAUUCGAGAGGAAGUGAAGGGAAUCGAAGCAGAGUAGUGGGGAAGGAAGUAUCCUGCCGUAAGAGUCCUCGGAGCAGUGUGAUCGGGAUUAAGCGCGAGUCGACAAUCUCCAAUUGAUCGUAGCUGACCGAUAGUCUGAUUCCUACCUCAGCCGGGCGAUCACCUUAACGACUUUAGGAUCCACCGCGUGCUGUACAGUUAAUUAAUAACGUGGGUGGUUUCUCGGAAAAGAGAAAAAGAUUCGGGGGAAGACGCCGAAAGCCGAGUGGACAGAGGCAAAAGAAACAGACCGAAGCAAAGGGAACCAGCCGAUUAAAACCAGGUUCGCGGAGAGUGCGGCCGGGGCCGAAAGGGUUAAAUAGAUGCAGGAAUCUGCAGACGGCGCCGUUGUACUCCAUCGAGAAAGAACAUCGAAUACCUGCGCUCGAAGAAACUCGCGUAAACGUGCCCGAAGGACGUUUCCUGAUCGAACUGAUUGUGCUCGUGAAUUUCGACGUGAUUUUAAUUGUCGGUAAAGGACCAUUUUUUUUACGAGAAAAUUGUGGCGGGAAAACGUUCAUUUAGCUAAAAGUACAGUUAAUUGUCGUCGAUAAGAAUCGUAGAGAAUUAUUGAGGCGGAUAUUAGUGAGUACUGGAAAGUAAAGUUUCAUUUUACGAAUUUCACAGCAAGAUUAAUUAAAAAUUGGUUCGUCCUCCUUAGAGAUUCGAUGCUAAAAGACUUUCUUUUAAACUGCAUGGCGCUCGGUUAAAUCUUGCAAAGGAUAUUUAUGACUUAAUUAUAUAAUCGUAAUGCGAAUGAUAGAUUAUAUUUAAAAAGUAUUAGUGUCUUAUAACUUUCCCGAUCGAGAGAUCUCGUGUGACCGUUGACACAUUUGGUCCCGCUUGAAUGACAUCGGCGGGAGUCUAACAAGGUUUCGGAAGCUUAAUUGGGACGACAUCGCGAACCAUGUUGUGCGGCACGUUUAAGAAGAGGAGUAGGUAUCCGGGGGACGAGUAUCGGUUGGUUAGAUCGAACACCAUGCCGAGGAUAGUGUCGAGGGACGCCAGCUUGAUGUCCGUGCGGAGAACAAAGUCUACGAGGACCGCUCGGCCCUUACUGAUCAAGGACCUGCUGCAUAUGGGUCUUGACAAUGUGAGCUCGGCAACCCUCAGGCCCUUCAACUCGGAUAUCAACACACCGAGGAUCGACAGCUACAGGUUCUCCAUGGCGAAUCUCGAAGGUAAGUUCGCGGGUCAUUCGCUCGUCCGGGUUUAUCGACCCCGCUUUCCAUCCGGAAAAGUCAAGCCCGAUCUGUCGAUGAUGCCCACACGUGCCAGGCUCGAGAUGCGUAGAGCAAAAAGUCGGCUUUGACAUGUGUCGACCACUCGAGUCGUCCGGCCCGAUGACCUCUCCCUGAUUUUCCGUCGCUUUUUUUUUUCUCUCUCCACGCUCGAUUUUCCUCGCCCCAUCAAACAGGAAUGACGGAAGCCUAUCGAAGUUUCCCUCUCGAUCGAUCUCGGCAGCUCCUUUCAACGCGAUACUCGUCGUCCUGGAUACUCGCGCGUUCCACUUUUUUAUCGUUCGUUCCUCCUCAAUUUCGCGAAGGCAGAAAGCGGCGUCGUCUCCCGCGGUGCGUGAAUUUUUCAGGCGCUUCCUGCCGCGGCUCUCUCCCGCGCGGCUUCUACGCACGGUUUCGCUCCGGAGGAGACAUUAAUCGCGCGACAAAGAUCGAUUGGCGAGAGGCGGCUAACGAGACGCGAUACAUAUCUCUCUGUCGCAAAAAUUUAUUUCGGCCAUUUGCUUCCGGUUUAGGCGGCCGCUACCGGUUUGGCUUUAUGCCGCCUCUUGACUUCGACACCGGCGGCUUUCUCGUGCGCUAUGAAAUUAAUUUGCGGCCGACUUCGACCGUCCGUACAAUCCAAUAUGUUCCUUUGAGAUAUUUUCAGUUUCAAUCAUGAGACGCACAAGACCCGAUUCGCUCGUUUGGAAAGUGGCUUUAGCUUACACACAAAUCGAAUUUUCUCAAUAAUUCGUCAUAUCCUUUAUUACAUAUAUACAGAUAUAUUAAACGAGACGCGUAUAUGUGUUUCGUUUCUUUUUUAUCCGGACAUUUAUGAAUGUUUUGUUUUAUGCGCCGCGUGGUAAUUCUAUGAAUAUUGCCCUCUCAUUAUACGUGCCGUUCGCAGUCACGAUUCUCUAUCUCAGUUUCUGUUCUCGUACCUCACCCUCGCCCACGCGCACAUACGAGUAUAACUGCGCGAAACGCGAUUAUGAGAGAAGCGGAGGAACAGGCUCGAAGAUCCUCGAAAGAACUCGUGCGUGCGUGCGUGCGUGCGUGCGUGCGUGCGUGCGUGCGUGCGUGCGUGGCCACGGCGAUCUCCAUCUCGCCAUCAUCGUUGCCGCUGCCUGCAAGCUCCUCGACUCGCUCGAUGCAGAAUCUGGGGGCGGACAAUCGAUACGGUGAUAUAUUGUUGUUGCACGAUGCAAAGAUCGAGAGUUAUAUAUAAUGCGGCGGAUUUAUCGCAGAUGGGUGGGAUUAUUAUUUUUGCCUUUCCGGCUAAUGAUUCAUCUGGGAAUCGUAGGCCCCUGAGAAACACGCGCACGGUCUUAGUAUUUCACACAUUGUGAGAGGUAGAGGUGCUCUUUAGCCAUUAACGCUAUAAGUAUUUAGAAAUCUGAAAUAGUGUACUUAGCUCUGAUAAGCUGUUUGCGUUAAAUUUAUUUAUAAAAUUUAUUUAUAAAAUUUAAUUAACUUUAUAAAUCUAUUUAUCGAAUGUUCGAGUUAUCUCUCUCUGUGUGAAUUUUUACGAUUUAGCAAAAAUAUCUAUACAACAAAUGGUAUAUUUGCCCAGAGGCGUGCACGCAAAAAAAAAAAA
Messenger RNA from Pogonomyrmex barbatus (red harvester ant), 4612 nucleotides. RefSeq lists its product as uncharacterized. Gene Ontology annotation, biological process: signal transduction. The record is from RefSeq and is a predicted model, not a curated record. NCBI's taxonomy places the organism in Eukaryota, Metazoa, Arthropoda, Insecta, Hymenoptera, Formicidae.